CUCAAUUCGAUCAGAGACUACAUCCUUGGAUCACAUCGCCUCUCGAUGUUUUGUUUAUGGUUGCCACACUCCGCAUUGAUUCAUGCGAGCACUUCCAGGAAACGACAUCGCAGACGCAGCCACGGCGCGUAAUGUGUCAUUGUGCCAUUGGUUCGAGAUAUGCAUAGCAAUCCAACAGUAUAGUGGCCUUGCGCCGUGUGAUAUUUUAUAAGCUAAAUACGUCCAACGUUUGCACUUAUCAGUCAGCCGCAAUCUCACUCAGGUAAGCUGCAAUUCCCCAAAGGACGACUGCGACUGGACACACAAUGAGCCUCUGUGUCCCGUGCAAUCGCACUUUCGGUAGCGACCAGGCACUCAGGCAACACGAAGAAGACUCACCAAAGCAUGGACCUUUUGACUGCAAGGCAUGCAAUCGCUCUUUUAGUAGCCAGAAUGCAUUGUCUCAGCACCAAAACGAUUCCCCAGUUCACCAAAGAUCCAGAAGAGACUCCGUCACUACAGCCGUCACGCCUGUUCCCUCUACUCAACAUGUCCCUUUGCCGUUUUCAGCACCGUCCAAUAUCUCUUCGGCACCGGACAAUGGCCAGCGCAGCCGCCACACCGCGACGGGAAACAGUUCACACACAAAUCCGACGUUCGACUUGGAUUAUAUCCCACUUGAAGACACUUUGCAGGCCCUGACUAUAUCCGAUGUUAAUACGACUACCACACUACCAAAAGUCGGUCGGGCACGCAUUGCUAAACUACAAAAAGAGACGAGGACUUCGUUUACGUUUCCCGAACUGCACCAACGCAUUGCGGAAGCUGUCGCGCCCGCCAUAACUUCGACGUGGUUCAAUUCCAAUACGAAGGCCCGUCCUGAGAAAGAGAAGGACACGAAUAUUAUAGGAUCGUUUACAUGCGUCAACAACCGAUGCGGAAAAGAUGGGUGGAGUAGUGGACUGGUAGCAAUCCAUAUCAGAGGAUAUUCUCGUAACGGAUACAACGCUGUCGUGUUCAACCAGCGCUGCAAGUCUUGCGGCUGGCUAGGGAGCCUCAAGAUGGAUGAGAAGUCGUACAUAGAGCGGGUUACGUUCAGGCUCAACACAUGGGCAGGAGUGGGGACUGAGCAUACACAUUUUAGUUCCAAGAUGCUCCAAGGACCACACGAAAGCGAGUACUGCGAGGGCUGUAAAGCGGGACAUUGUCCACGGGGAAGCAACCUCUGACAGUAACACGUAUUACCAUCGUAGUGACAUGUAAACAUGAGGCGAGGCGGAAUCUCACCACAUCGGUAGUAACCAGAGCUAAUAUAUGUACGAGCAAUGGAUUGGUCAUCAGCCCCGCCUUGGU
Messenger RNA from Alternaria alternata, 1332 nucleotides. RefSeq lists its product as hypothetical. The coding region runs from base 306 to 1208 and encodes 300 amino acids. The transcript has a single exon. The record is from RefSeq and is a predicted model, not a curated record. NCBI's taxonomy places the organism in Eukaryota, Fungi, Ascomycota, Dothideomycetes, Pleosporales, Pleosporaceae.